AUGGGUGACUUGAAUUUGAUUUUUGAAAAUGAUUCAAGAGGAGCAGUUCCUCAUACUUCUUCUUCAAAUACUUCUUUUACUUCUUCAUCCAGAGAUUCUACUUACGUCAACAUGAUAUUUGAAGCUGGUCUUGAGGAUAUGGGUUACACAGGCAGAUCAUUCACUUGGUCUGGUAAUAUUCAUGGGACCGGAAUUCGUCGUUCAAGGUUGGAUAGGGCUUUAUCGAAUGAAGAGUGGGUUCUUUCUUUUUCAGAUGCAAAACUUAUGCAUUUGCCACAGCUGGGGUCUGAUCAUUGUCCAAUAAUGCUAGAUACUUCUUAUUCAGAUGGUGACAGAAAAAGAAAUUGGAAGUACUUCCAAUGUUAUGAGAGAGAUGAUACUUUGAAGGUUGAAAUUGUUGUUGUUUGGAAUCAACCAGUCUUAGGUUCUCAUUCUUUCCAACUAUCCAAAAAGUUGGUUUUUGCUAGACAAUUUAUUUCAAAAUGGAACAAGGAAAAGUUUGGGAAUAUUCAAAGCAAUAUACAUCUGCUGCAUCAUCAGCUAAAGCAAUUACAACAAAAUAUCCAGCAUACUCAAAACAAUGAUCAAGUUCUUGAGGUUGAGAAGCAGAUAGAGCAUUGGCAGCAUAUACAAAAUGAGUUUUGGGGACAGAAAUCAAGGGAUCAAUACUACAUGGAAAUGGACAGAAACACUAAAUUUCAUCACACAAAUGCCAACAGAAGAAGGUCCAGAAUUCAUAUUGCUGCUUUAAAAGAUAGUUCUGGAAAUUGGUGCACUACAAGAGUGGAGCUGGAAAACUUGCUUGUCACACACUAUAGUGACAUUCACACAACAUCAAACCCAGAAAGGAAUGAAGAUAUCUUAAACUGCAUUCCACAAGAAAUUUCAGAAGAAGAUAAUCAAAUGCGUAUUAGUAUCCCAAGUGCAUAA
This is a messenger RNA of Papaver somniferum (opium poppy), 930 nucleotides long. RefSeq lists its product as uncharacterized. The coding region runs from base 1 to 930 and encodes 309 amino acids. The transcript has a single exon. The record is from RefSeq and is a predicted model, not a curated record. Lineage: Eukaryota; Viridiplantae; Streptophyta; Magnoliopsida; Ranunculales; Papaveraceae.